AUGUCUUCUCACAAACCAAAGAAAAUACAGUUGCGACUGGAUGACGUGAAGUACCUACACUCGCACGCCGUGGCAGCUGGCCACAGACACACGGAUGCCAAAGUGCCUGAUUCCGACUAUGUCCUCAACAGACAGGUCAAGAACCUGGUGGAUGAGUUCAUCAAUGAGACCUUUGAAAAUGCUCGGAGGUCGAUGGUUAUAGCCGAGGACAGUGCAAAACAGCAGAAGGGUUUGGCUGAUCUGAUGAGCGAGUCAGACACGCGAGUUGAGCCAAUCGACUUUGCGCUCGAGAAGAGGAUGCGCGAGAUGUAUUCCAGCGUGGAGGAACAGGUGCUAAAGGUGACAAAAUUACGAAAAACGAUGCCAAGCGAGAUUGCAGCACGAGGCCAGGAACAGCUGCGGCGCGUUGACGAGCUACAGCAGCAAGCUAAUGAUGAUAUGGGCAUUAAAAUAUCGGCCGAAGAGGCAUUAGACGAAGACUCUGCUGAAAAAGUCAUACCAAACGCUUCGGAAUGGAAAUCUGCGUUUGAAGAAGCACUGAACAACCUGGAGAAGCUGAAGAAAGAGGCCCCGGAAGUAGCUUCGAAGAUGAACAAGUUGGAAAAGAUUGUGGAGGUGAUCGAGGCAAGAAAGUGA
Molecule: messenger RNA, 636 nt
Organism: Kuraishia capsulata CBS 1993
Lineage: Eukaryota; Fungi; Ascomycota; Pichiomycetes; Pichiales; Pichiaceae
Exons: 1
Coding region: 1-636 (211 amino acids)
Biological process (GO): mitotic sister chromatid segregation
Cellular component (GO): kinetochore
Source: RefSeq, a predicted model, not a curated record